Messenger RNA from Thunnus maccoyii (southern bluefin tuna), 2095 nucleotides. RefSeq names its product NACHT, LRR and PYD domains-containing protein 1b allele 3-like. NCBI's taxonomy places the organism in Eukaryota, Metazoa, Chordata, Actinopteri, Scombriformes, Scombridae. Gene Ontology annotation, biological process: regulation of apoptotic process. Bases 181 to 2034 code for a protein of 617 amino acids. The record is from RefSeq and is a predicted model, not a curated record. The transcript has 2 exons.
GUGGUGGGACAUGCAAAAAAUCUCCAUGAAAGCACUAAGGCAGAGAGGGAGAAAACCACACAAUAAUAAUAAAAGACCGCCACAAUAUGAUAGGCUGACAAUGAAGGGUUAAGAAGCAGUUGAAAAACUACGACAAUACAAGAAGAUAAUCUUGAACAAGAUAUUAAAAAUUGACACUGGAUGGAGCCCCUUGGCACCGAAGGGUUAAGAACUUACAACUCAGAUCCUGAUGAAAAUGGAAAAAUUCUGCCCACUGGAGGAUGGGCCAUAGAGGAAACAUUUCCCUGUUUGUGUGUAUUCCUCUGCACUCCUAUUGUGUUCAGAUCACCUUUUUUCCCUGUCUUUUUUUACACUGGCAACAGAAGAUAUAGCAGAGAACUGUGCAGACAUCAUGAAAAUGAGUCACGUCUCUUAGCCCACCAAAUAGUGGUGCUGGGAGAUUACCUUCGAGAAAUAUGUGUUAGAGAACAAUUUCGACAGCCCUUGUUAUGUGCUAUUCAAGAAAUAGGUGAUAGGCUAUAUGAUCCAGGGUCCUUGUUACGUGCCUUUCGAAAACUAGGUGACAGAGCAGAAGAUUCACCUACAUGGUUCACCUACAUUUCACAAUUAUUCCCCCACACAAAGUACAUCAUUACUUCUGCUGUUGGCCUUUUACUCCCAAACAUUUUCACACGGAAAUAUGGGGGUCACCAUGAUGCACCAGAGAAACUUGUUAAAGCCAAGCAAACCUCAGCUGAAAACUCCCUGCCAGCCCUCUCUCACCUCCUACCACCCUCAGAUAUCUUCAGGAGCAGAAAAGACUCCAGCUGCUUGCCUCGUCCUCACAGCAAGUCCUCACUCAGUCAAAUAAACUCUGCAAACAACAAAAACUUAACCCAAGCAAAGAGCUUAUCUGACAUGUUGUUAAAAGACAGCUUUGAGGAGUUUCCACCUGAUAUCACUGUUGAUGAAAAUGAGGAAACCUACAGGUUCCACUGCUCCCGUCCAGGCCUGUACCAGUGCAGUGUGACAAGUCUGGUGUUUCACAUGGAGGGAGAAGGGGACGUGGUUUACAGGAUUGUCUCUUGGAACCGCAGACUACUGGCCCAACAUCACAAAAAGCCUGCAGGACCCCUGUUUGACAUCAAAUGUCUCCAGCAGUCUGUGUGUCAGCUUCAUCUCCCACACUGUGAGAUCCGCUCCACAGGUGGAUGUGAAUUCUUGUCAGUUGCUCAUGUGGAUGAUGAGGGCAUCGAGUUUAUUACUCCUCAUCAGAUAACAGAAACUCAUGUCAUUAUAAACAUCACAGGGUUUUCUGGUUUCGGUAAUGUCAAGGAUGAAGACUCUCCUCCUGACCCGGUCCGAGCGAUGGUGCUGCUGUUCUACAGACCCCCGACUGAUCCUGAUCCAGAAUCUGUCCUCAAUGUGUUGUUGCUACCAAAGAACGUCGUCCUGCGUGAUGUGCUGCGCACGAGGAAGAAGUUAGUUGGAGAUGAGAGGUACAUCGAGACACCUGCACACUGUAAACUGCUCCCAAAGCAGGAGUACACACUGUCCACUAGUCCUGAAGACGACUCAGUUCUAGUUCAACCAACAGAAGCAGAAUUUGAUGAGGAGUCCUACAACAACUACGUCUCAUCAUUCCAGGUGAAUUUAGAAAAAAUCAUGAAAAAUAUUAAGCUGUUUUUGAGAGGCACAAACAGCUCCCAAAGUGUCUGGGAAAGAAAAGUUUGUCUUUUGUCCACUGGAGUAAGAAGGACCUGUGGGCCGAGUGCUCUGAUCCUCCCUUCAAACGAGAGGCUGAUGGACAUACGGACCUGCUUCAUCGAUGGGAUAUCAGGACCUGUUCUCAAAAGUCUGCUGGACAAGAUGUUUGAGAAAAAGGUGAUAACUGACUCUGAGAGGGAGUCAGCGGACGAGAUGCAAAACAAAAGCGACAAGGCUCGUUUUGUCAUCGACACAGUGAGGAAGAAAGGUGAAGCUGCGAGUUCAGAGAUGAUUGAUUUUCUCUGUGAGGUCGACCCCUUCCUUUGUGAACAUCUUGGGUUGAUGUGAAACAAACUUUAAAAUUGGUACAUCACCCUGUAAUUGUCAGGAAAGAGGUCUUGGGGGGGGG